Molecule: messenger RNA, 1433 nt
Organism: Marmota flaviventris (yellow-bellied marmot)
Lineage: Eukaryota; Metazoa; Chordata; Mammalia; Rodentia; Sciuridae
Source: RefSeq, a predicted model, not a curated record
CAGAUUCUUGCACAGCCUCACUAUUUGAAGAAAGUUCAUUCUGAAAAUCUGAAGCAGUUAAUGGGUAAAUAUGAUCAGUUAUCUCCACCAGGUUCUCAGCCUGAGAAGGCCUCACCUUGUGCCCUGAGGAAGGAGCCAGCUGUCUGUGGACUGAGACCUCUGAAAACAGAAUCCCUUUUUGCCAACCUAAUGAAGCAUUCAAAGUCAUAUGACUCUUUUCAAGAUGAGCUUGAAGAUUACAUUAAAGUGCAGAAAGCCAGAGGCUUAGAGCCAAAGACUUGUUUCAGGAAGAUGAGAGAGGGCUACCUGGAAACCUGUGGGCACAGAGAGGAGGUUGACUCCAGAGCCAGGUACAGAAUGUCUGACCAGAGACCACCACCUGGACUUGUCCAGACCCACCCAAGAUCAUGCAGUACUCCACAGACAGCGGACGGCCAGUUACCUCAGUGCCUGCCAGCUCAGGACGGCAGGCUGAGACCAGAGUCCCUGAGCGUUUCUCAGCUCCCCAAGGACUGCUUCUUAGGGACACCGGUGCCCAGGAACCUUAGUCAGCGAGAGUACAAUUGUGGCUCUUAUGACUUGGAGUCCAGUGUUCACAGGCACCUCUCUUCAGGAAAGAGCCCCAGCACCCGUCCAGCCAGCCACAAGCAGGCACAUCAGAAGAGGAAAAGGCACCCCGAGGAGGGCGGAGAGGAGGCAGAGGAGGAGCAGCCCAAGCACCGGAGGAAAAGAGGUUCUGAGGAACUGGGUUUGGGCAGACACAGGAGCAUCCAAAGAAAGCAAGCAAAGGUGGAGACGGAAACCACGCAGGUCAGUGCAGGAAAGCCCAAGAGCCGGAAGGAGAGAAAGAGCCGAGCGGCGGCCUCGAGGAAAGAGGGCCGCAAGCACAGAAAAGCCAGCAAGGACCAAGGCCAGGAGAGGACCGAGGAGGAAAUGCUCUGGGACCAGUCCAUCCUCGGGUUCUGAAGCAAGCGCCGGCGCUGGUCCUCCCGGGUGGCGCUGAAGACAGGGUUGCGGAGCUGGUUAUGGUGCUGGUAUGCACAGGGCUUCCCUGUUAGAUUCCUACGAGGCCACAGACGUGCAGCAUUUCAUGUGCUUGCUCCCCAACGGGGAGUCACCCUUUCUCCUUUUCUAAAAGCACUGUUAUGUUGUUCUUACACGAUGGGUUUCUCUUUAGGAGAGUGACUCUGCUUUUAUUCAUCAAACUGCUAGGAUGGGAUUAUUUCCCUUGGGAGAUCAUUUAUUUUAAAUUUGAGGAUGAAUAGACUUUGCAGAAUCUGUUUCUUGGUUGGGAUUGUUUUAGUUUUGAGUGGGAUUUUUUUAAGUUGAUUGAUUUUUUCUCUAUGCAGCAAUUUAGAUUUUUUUCCUUUGUUAGCUCUAAUGGCAUCAUAUUUUCUAGGUUGGAAAGUGGAAAAUAAAUAUAAUAAUAGUAA